AAUGUCAAUGCCUUUUCUAAAAAAAAUACCUACCUACCUAUAUAUUGUGAAUUAUAAAAUCGCAAAGAAAAUUAUCUUUAAAGCAAUAUAAAACAACAACAAGUAAAACCUGCAAUAUUUACCCAAGCAACAAAAGAAAACCUACCAUUCACAAUAAUGUCGAACAAAUUGAGAGAUCCCACAAGAAAUGUGAAAAUCUCGCAAGAUUUAUUUCCAAAACAAAAGCAUUUUUUGGAAAACAAGAAAUAUUACCUACAACGAUAGACGGCAACAAGACAAGGAAUACAAUUCCCUAUUUGUUAUAAAUCGAAAGAACAAGACACAUUUAAUGUUUUAAAGUCAAAUACACAACGCAUACCAAAGGAUUACUCAUUUAGAGAGAGGGGAUCCCCUGAAUUUUGUUAUUUGUUUAGCCACGUUUUCCCUUAAUAUACACUUUUCUUUCACUAUUUCUCUCUCUUUUAACACACAUACCUCUCUCUCUCUCCUCGUGUGGAGAAUGUUAUAUUUUGUUGUUGUUCCCCCACGCAUAAUACAAUUUAAUUGUGGCUACAAAAACAAUUAAUCAAUCAACAACGGAAUUAAAUUAUUUCAAACCUUUACGAACAACAAGAACAAAACACACACACAGAGAUCAGCAGCUGCCGCAGGUGCGCCUAACCAAUAUAAAAAGGUUUUCUGUGUGGACAGACAGAAAAAAAAAUAUUGUCAAUUAUUUUGAAUAUUUAUUUGCAACAUGGAUGACUAUGAAUAUGAACGAAAAGUGCGAAGAGAACGUGAAAAAUCGGAAAGGCAGCAAGUACAAGCAUCAUCAUCGUCAAAUCGCGAGGUAGCAUUAUUCUCUGAGCCUCGUCGCGUAAAUCCAUCCGAGGAUGAUGAUGACAUUGCUGCCAAAUUGGGUGACUACUCCAAAGUCAAAGAUUUUAUUAAUCUUUAUACGGUGGGCAUUUCGAAUUCAGGACACCGGCAAAUGCCCCCUAAUGCCGUACUGCCUGGCAUUGUGCCCACAAGUCCAGCAUCGUCGUCGCUAAUAUCGCCAAUGUCGUCCUCCUCAUCGUCAUCAUCGCGUUUGCAGCCUCCACCUCCGCCACAAUCACAACAACCACCGCCGUCACAUCACUAUCAACAACAUCAACAGCAAUUAAGACAAGCGCCUUAUGUCAAACAGGCUGAUAAUAAACCACCUUACAAUGGACGUGGUGGCUAUCCAGGGCAAUCGGUGAAUCGUUUAAGUAGUGGCAUGGCACCACCCAAAGGUCCACCAGGUUCCUUGUUGCCUCCUUCCUCAACACAUAUGCCAAAUGGACGUCAAACGUCAUCAUCAUCGUCUGCAUGUGAAAAAUCAUAUCUGGGACCGCCAUCGGCAUCAUCAUCAACGACGCACAAUGGCCGUUUCUCGCAACCUUCAAUACCAAAACAACGCCAAAAACCAGCAUUUCAUACUGAGGAAAAUGAUAUCAAAGAAAUUCUUAAUCAAGUAACAACAGCAUUUCGUCCUCCUAAAAUGCUGACUGGCAUCGAUGCCACACCGCACAAUACUCUAAUGGAAAACUAUAAUCUCAAUGAGCCGAAUAAGCACAAAUAUAGCUUUGAUAUAUCGGAAAAAACGAAUAGUAUGAUUGAGCCAUUGGAUUCGUCGCCGCCACAUAACGAUAUGCCAGCACCGCGAUAUGUGCCUCCCCUAUCAGCAGCAGCAACACAGAUGCCUUCUACACAAUCUGCCUCCAAUAAUUUAUCAUCAUCGUCAUCCUCGUACUCUUCUUCCACAACCUCCAGCACCUAUAUAGCACCACCACCUGCCGCCAAUGCCUCUUCAGCUUCAGCCAUUAAUAAUAUGACAUCUACCUCCGCCUCCACUGGACUGUCGCUGUCUUCUUCGUCAUAUUCGUCAAUGCAUAAUGCUGCCAUAACAUCAUCACCUACAGUGCCACUAUCACCUUUAAUGGGUCGAACUAAGGAUACUGGUUUCCUGAAGCCCUUCAAGUCUGAGAAGCCAACACCCCCACCUAUAGAAAAUCGUAAUAAUACAUUGGAGAAUGAUUUGGAGCUAUCAGAAUCCGAUGAUGAUCGUGUGAAGCUCUCCUCACACUCAGCUGUGAACUCUAGUGACAGUUCUCAAUCUGAUUCCAGUGAGUCUGGCAGUGAAUCUUCUAAAAGUGAAACAAAUCAGAGCAUUAUUCCCGCAGCGACCCAACAUCAUUUACAGCAACACCAGCAACAGAUGUCAAGUUCUUUGGCAUCGAAAAAGAAAAUUGGACCAGGUUGCACAGCCAGUAGCGGUAGUAGUUCCUCCGGAUUGGGUUCAUCGGCUCCGCCCUCCGGCGGUUCGUCUUCAUCGUCAUCGAACAAAACACCCUCACCAAAUACUACUAAAUGGCAGCUGAGUCGUUAUUUUAAUAAGGCACCUCAGCAUCAGACGCCUACGCAAGAUGUAGUAUCACCUUCGGCGGGUUCAGUGGCAAAUUCUGUAAAUCCCAUGAAUGUGGCUAAAAUCAUUACACUAAAGGGCGGUGCUCAAAUUAUUCCCGAACAGUUAACAAACAUAAAGAACGAGUCUAUGCUCGACGAUGAUGAUGAGGACGAUGAUGACAACGGAAAUGACAACGUCAACAAAGACAUAGACCGAUCAUCAAGAAGAUCAAGAAAUAAAAAGGAUGGUGGCAAAAAUGAGACAUUCCAGCAUCCGGACUUGGCUGGAGCAACUGCAGCUUUUCCUACAAGAAAAACGUCAAGUCUUUUGGUCACGCCAUUGUCGCCCAUAUUGACUGACAUCAAAAAAGAGUCAUCUACAUCGUUGGGCGGAACUUCCAGUCAACAGCAGGUGUCAGACUUUUUAAGUAUGAACACAAAUCAAAUAAAACAUGAAACAAUGGUCAUAGCAGGAGGUCAUACUACCGUGACGCCAUAUGAUGUCUUGAAUCCCAUUAGUACUCUAUCAUCCGACAGCAACUCGAAUGAUGAGGGUUCCAGAGAGCGUUUGCCGGUGCGAGGACCAGGAGGUACACUGCAAAUACCCGGUGUUCCAGCGGCAAUUACGGCUUUACCGCGCUCGCCACCCAUAAUGCAAAAAGCCCAAAUGCCCAAUACAGUAACAAUGAUACCAUUGGGACCACUUUCCUCUGGCAGCAAUGGCAGAGGGACAGCACCCAUUGCACCCAUACCACCUACGCCGACAAGGGCGAAAAAACCUCGCAAAAAACUGAAGCAGCAGCAAAAUGCUUUAUUGGCCCCUGAUACCAGCGAUGAAGAGUCUGACAAUGCAAACAAGCAGCGUUUGACAUCACCGCCAAGUGGAGCGGUAGCCAAAACCAUGACAACUCCCGGUGGUACAAAGAAGGGCCGUGGACGACCGCGUAAAACCGCUACACCAAGCAGUGGCAACUCGAGUACAACUGCGGCCACAGGCCCUCCUGUUGUUGUAGUAACUGCCACCAAGGGACCAACUUUAACCGCCAAAAAAGAUAUCAACAAAAAACCACCACCAACUGCGCCAACAACAACGCCCACCAGCAAGGAUUCGGCCACAGCAACAGCACGAAGAAGAAUGUCAAGACUAAGUUCCACAAAUUCGUUAGCUCUGCAAGAAGCCAUGGCAGGACCUCCAAUAACAACAACGCCAAUUAAGCAGCAACUGCCUACAACCUCACCAGUUGCAUUGAAAGCUACGCCGCCUCCACCGGUAAUUGUAAAGACACAGAUUAAAGAGACUGCAUUAAAGACUUCCACUAGUGACGAUUCCAGUUCAUCAUCGGACUCCUCGUCAUUUUCAAAUUCAAAAUCUUCGUGUUCAUCUUCCGAUUCAGAAAUAGAAGAACCAAGCAAAAAGCCCACGCAAUCAGAUGCUUAUCCCUCUUUGACUUCGGACGACGACGACGAUGAGAAUACGGCCACAAAGGCUUUGCAAAAGCCCGGAGAUUUAACAUCCACCAAAGCGGUGACGGCAGCAGUGCCAUCUUCUGCACACCUAAAACGGAUUGUUAAGAAGCUCAAUACGCGUAAAUCAUCUCUGGAAGACUUAUCAACUGCAUCUUCUACGAAGCUCAAUAAUAUAUGUUUGUCCUCACCAUCCUCGUCUUCAUCGGAAUCGUCGGCAGAAGAUUUCCUACCACCUGCAAUUUUUGCAAACCAACAAACGGCAGCAGGUACUACGGCGGCAACCCAGUCGAUAGGAGCUGCAGCAGUGGCUAGUAACGGUGCCGCCGGUACGGGCAGUGGAGGCUCCUCGCAACGUUCUGUGAACCAACAAUCACCUUAUAAAGUUUCAAGUGCUUUGUCCAACCGCAGCCGUAAACAAACACCAUGUUCUAGUGCCUUUUCUUCUGAGUCCAGCGCAGAGGAUAAUUCCGACUCGGACUUAGGGGUGGCUAGGAAGGAAAAGAAACUCAAACGUGAUAAACCCAAAAGUGAUAAAAAUAAGAUCAGCACCCUGACCCGAAUCUUUAAAACUUCCAAUGAAGGCGGAGCUAAAAAGCAGGGUCAAGUCCUUAUUGUAGACCAAUCGGAAGAACAGCAGCAACAACAGCAAAUUCAGAAACACAUUUCUCCCGCCCUAAGAGGCUCACAGGAAAAUCUAGCGGCAGCAGCAGGUCACACGCCCACAGCACAAUCACCUCGUCUCACACCGGGCGGCCAAUUGAGAUCGCCCAGAUCUUUGCCACCAUUGGCUACUCAGGUUUUAACUGCAGGCUGUUUAAUGGGUACGGCGUCGCAUCGAACGCCCGACCGUGUUCCUUUCGAUCGUGUGACCACAAGUGCUGAACGAAAACUACAACAGCGUAUAAAGACACCAACGCGGACGCCAACACGAACUCCGCCCACCACAAGGACGCCCACACCUACACCUCCUAUAGGAGCCGCCGCGGUUAAUGCGUCAUCUAUUACAACUAAUCCCACGCCUUCGGCCUCUCUAGCAACAGCGGCAGCGGGUACAGCAGGAAUAGUACCGCCUCCAUCAUCAUCACGUUUGCCAACUUCGCUUAUAUGCAAAAUUGAUCUCUCUCGUUUGUUACCUAUACCCGCAGAAUGGCAUUCAAAUACUUAUCGUUUAUACGGUCGUGAUGCGGCAACAAAUAGCCAACCCUAUUUAACACCCGCUAGCGCUGGACGCACUCCCAUUUAUGAUCACGAGACUAUACUCAAUGCGGAUAUGCAUUCGUGCAACACGCAAAUGCGUUUGAAGUCAGGCGGCAGCGGGAGUGUUACACCUCGUAGCACUGGCAAUCGUACUCCAUUGCAGGCCGGAGCCUCAAUUACAGCCGAAAGAGAACUUUCCCAUUCUCGAGAAAGUUUGCAUGACAUUGCCAAAGAUAUGGGCGUUAUAAAUCCCGGUCGUUUGAGCAGUCGUUCAACAGAUGGCAGUAUAUGUGGCGGUGGUUCAACACCCAAGGACCUUGGUUCCCAUCUACUACCUCCUGGUCCACCCAAUGGUUACAGUUCAGUGACUGCAAUGGCUAGGGGCUAUGCUUCGCCUAGUAACUGUGGCGGCAAAUUGGGUCCGAUUGUUAAACACGAACAAAUCAUAAAACAUGAGCCCGAUGCCAUGGAUUAUUCGGAGACUAAAUUCAAAGCUGAUGCUGCAUCUACAGAUCCAGCGGUGAUCAAACAAGAACUCUUAAUGCUCAAACAGGACUUCAAACCCAGUGAUUUGGACAAAAUGUCCGAAAAAUCUUCGACAAUUUGUUCACCAAAUACUACUGACACAAUGCAGCAGUUACUCGAGGCUAAACCAAGACGUAAGCGUAGUUCAAGUUCGAGUUCAAGUCCUUACAAGGAAAAGAAGCGAAAAAAGGAAAAGGAGAGGGAGAGGGACAAGGAUAAAGAAAAGGAGAAAGACAACAAAGACAAGGAUGCGAAUGCGAAUGCGGCUGUCACAAAUAUGUUUGGCAGUGUUGGUGCUGGCGUAAAUGAAAAGGAUAAAAAGUUAAUGACAAAUGACGCUGGCGAUGUGUUAGAAAAAGCAAAAGAUGUGAUGAUGGAUUUCCUAAAACCCGCAACAAAAGAUACUCUGGAUGCUGAGCGUAUAGAUAAUAGUACGCAAAUGCAGUUUCCACCCACUAACCAUGAGCGGUUAGAAUCGGAAAAAUCACAUCCGCAACUACAAGUAGAAAAGCCAGAGCAACAGUCCGAUAAAUCGUAUGGCAACAACAUUGAUAAGAGCAGUAUGGAUCAUAAUGCUCUCCCCGAGAACACCAGUACUACUGUUACAAACACUGCCAGUCCCGCGCAUUUACAGAUUAGCAAUUUAACAACAAUGGCCACGUCGUCAUUAACUACUACAUCAAUUAUGCCACCGCCAGCCAAUGUUGGAUUAAACACAACACACCCAACCGCAGAACCGGCUGUGUCAGGAACUUCUAAUGCAAAAGCAAUGUCGACAUCAGAUUCCAAUACUACUACCCCAACAAUGGUAUCAUCAACAACACCUGAUGGCAACAUUGAUCCACCAAGCACAGCAACAACACCCAAAGUCAUAUACCGUUCAUAUUUCGAGCGGGACGAGGAAGCACUACACGAUGAAUUCAGGUUUGUUGCGGAAUCAUUUCUUGAAUAUUCGAACUCCACUACCUACUCCACCAAAAACAACAACAACACCACCACCGAUAAUCCAUCCGUUUUGGCCAAAAUUCAAAAUUCUUCACCAAACAUAACCAAGGAAGGCACAUUCCUGCAGGAGGCUAUACAAAGAAAACAUGCUGCCGAUCGCGAACAAAAUAUCCUCAAUCAGGUGGCAUUAUAUUUAGAGGCUGUUGUCUAUUUUCUCUUGUCCGGAGCUGCUAUGGAACAACAAAGUCGUACUGAAGAUCCAGCUUGGACUAUGUACAAGGACACCUUGGUUUUGAUUAAAUAUAUUACUACAAAAUUUCGCCAGUUGCAACAAGUGUCAUCUGCCGAUCAAACUAGUACCCUUAAUAAAUAUGCUGUAUUAAGUCUCCGCUGCCAAUCCUUAAUAUCCCUCAAGUUGUUUAAACUCAAAAGAAUUUCCUUUCGCCAAGUCAAUACAAUAUGCAUGGACUUCCUUAAAUCCGGUAAAGGUGAUAUUAUCAAUGGUAAUACUUCAUCAUCCAUGUCUCCUUCGAAUUCGGUAUGUUCACAGGGUUCUGGUUCGAAUACACCGCCUGGUAAAAUUGUGCCUCAAGAUAUACACUCAGCUUUACAACAGCAAAAUCAAUAUUUCCAUUACCUAGCCAAUAGUCACGAGCUAUGGGAGCAAGCCGAUCGUUUAGUAAAACAAAACAAUCUUACCGACUUCUUCAUUGCCUUGGAUCAUAAAAAUGGUCCACUGACCUUGCACAGCAGUGUCUAUGAAGUGUUUCGUUAUGUACAAGCUGGCCUAAAGAAACUCAAAGAUGGAAUGCUUACACAAUAAUAACGACAACAAAAACAACAACUAGAACGGCAAACUACGUUAAAUCACAACAACAACUACAACACAAUUUACUUUAUAAUACACAAAUCUUUUGCGCUGCUGUCAAAACAAAUAGCUAGCAAAGAAGAAACAACUAACAACAUCAAAAAUUUCAAUUCAAAAGAAAACUUGAUUACAUCACUCCAACAACAAUCAUCAAGAGUUUUAAUUUAAUUCGUAGGUUUCCAUAUUUUCCCCUUAUUUAUAAUAACAAAAAGGAUAAAAGAAAGAGAAUUUUGAAACUAGAGAAAAAAGUUAGUAGCUUAUGAUUGGUUUUAUGUACUAAACUAAUGUAACUAAAACAAUUAUUAUAUAUUUAAGAAGAAGUAGGAGAAGAAUGAGGAAAUGAAGAUCACAACAAAUGAUCAAAUGUGAGAAAGGUAAUAUGAUUUUUAAUUUUUUAAUUUUGAUUAUUAUAAAAAUAGUAAAACAAGAAACUCUAAAGAAAUAUAAUACUUUUAAGCAAUAAACAAUUACAAUUAAAGUUUAUUUUUUGUUAAAUAUGUAAUAUUAUUAUUAUUAUUAAUACUAUAUACCAUGAUUAUUAUCAAUUGUAUUUUGUUUAUUUAAAAAAACCACCACACAUAACAUAAGUCAUUAUUGUUAAUAUUAAAACAAAACAUAACAAAAAAAUGGGAAGAAAGCUAACAACAUCUGGAGAUUAGUAAUUAAAAAAAAAAAACACAUAUAUUAACAAAGUAAAAAUCAUAAAACGAAACAUUAUGAUUAACAACAAAACCAAUGCAAAUGUAAAUUUUUGUAACAAAUUAGAAAAGCAAACAAACGAAAGAAACAAAACUUAAAAGCAACAACCAAUUAGCAUGUAAUUUAAUAUAAAUAAAACAAACAGAAGUAGUAUCACUUAUAUACCCAGAAACCAACAAACAAAACAACACACACACACACACACAAAUAUGAAAACAAACAAAAACUAAAAUUUACAAAACUUUAGCAAUUUGUUUUUGUUUUUUUUUUUAAGAUUAUAAAACAGAAUAAAUGAAACAAGCCCUCAUUAAAUAUUAUUAUUAUAAUUAUAAAGAAUGCUAUAAUUUUAAAGACAUUUUUGAAUGUAUGUUACCCUUUAAUUUUUUUGCUCUUUCAAUUAUUAAAUAAUUCUUAUUAUUAUUAUUAUUUUAGUUAAAAUAAUUACUAAAACAAUUUUGUUUACAUUUUGUGUCUAAUAAAUAAAAAAAAGUCAUAAUUAUUUUUAUUAUUAUUAUUGUAUUUAAUUAUAAAUAAAAUAAUAAAUUCAAAUGUUUUAUAAAUAUGCUCAAAUUAUUAAAAAUUAAAAAAUUUUUUAGUUUAAUAGUCUAAACAAAAUCGCAUGCUAUUUUUCCUGGUUCAAUAACUGAAUGUUUUUCUUGUUUUUUUAAUACAUAAAAAAUAGGUACUAUUGUGUGUGUGCAUUAAACAAUUUUUUGGAGAAAAAAUAGGGAUUUUAAUAAAAAAGAUUUCUUAAUGUUAAUAUUCUGUUAUCGAAUAGUUAUUUUACAAAAGAUAUUUUUUGCUAUCAAAUUUUGAUAAAUUACUACCGCCCUCUCUCUUAUGAAGAUAAUUGAAGCAAUAAAAGAAAAUUGUUCCAAAACUAUUCUAGCAGUUUUCAAAGCAUAUGUUUUGUAAGUCUUUGGAGGAUAUGUUCUGUGACUAUGGGACACAUACAGGAUGAGAUAAAAAAACUGCAACAAAACUCUGGUUUACACUUUUGUUUCAGCGGGUCUUUUAAGUAGUUUUAAACCUGUGCCUGAAAUCCUUGAGGGCAAUCUGGAAAAAGUUAUUAUAGAUUGCCUGAAGAGACCUUUUCUGACGUGCUAAAUAGAGGAGACGUGCUAAGCGUUUAAUGAUUGCAUUUUGACAGAGUACGCCAGCACAGGAAAAAAAGGAAGGCUAAGCGAAUGUUUUCGUACACGUGUUAAAUGUAGACUUUGUGGUCAUCCUACCUAAAAGGGGGUAUUUUAUAGAUGAUAAUUUUAUUGAAGGUGAAUGGUGUCCUUAUAGACGAGCGAAGGGAUUCUUCAGAUGCUGGCUAAAUGACGCCUUUUUGGACCGACUAAAGAAUGUCGUAAAUAGUCUUAUUUCGGCUUUGCGAAAUUGUUUUAAAACGAGUUCUUUCUUUAAACGCGGAAAGGUGGGAAUUACCAGAAGCAAAUUUUUAUAGAGGCCUGAACGAUGACAUCCUUCAGACUAUUUAAACAAACUUAAAGCAGGCUUUACAGACAACACACAAAGGAAGAUAAGAAGAGAAUUUUUGCAAAAUAUAUAAGAAUAUAAGAAAUUUCAAAUCUCGGUCUAUCUAUUCAACGAACUCCUUGUUAUUGCAGAGAGACAGGUUGCCGAUCCUCAGGACAAUUGAUGCAAAUUAACAUUUUGACAGUUGGUCAUUUCUGCCGAAAUUUUCAAUUAAAUUAAGCUUAAAAUGUAAAGAUUUGAAUGCGAGAUUUUGGCCCCGAUUAAAGCUUGAUUAAUUUAAAAAUUUCAUUGGAAGCGACUGAUUAUUAAAUGUCACAAUUCAACCCUAGCUGUAGGGUGAGAUAAAAAAACUGCAAUAAAGUCAAACGCCAUAAUUGUACAUUUUUUUUAAAUUUUAUUGAAUAAAACAAAACGUGUCGGAAAUAGCAUCAAAUUUUAGAAUAAGUUUAGAUUUGUUCGAAUUGGUCUCCUUUUGGCACGAAUUAUGGCCUUCAAACGUCCAAUGAAACCGUCACACGCUGCCCGAAUGUUAUUCUGCGGUAUUUUGGCUUAUUCGUGGCGAAGCACUUGCUUGAGGUGAUCGACACUUUGGUAUUUUUUAGUGCCAACCUUGCUUUCCAAUAUACUCCAGACACAAUAGUCCAACGGAUUGGUAUCCGGAGAUUUUUGUGGCCAUUGUGUGCUGGAAAUGAAGCGAGGAACCUCAUUUUGUAACCAUUUUUGGGUGGUGCGUGCUGAGCGUGCGAUAUAGUUUCUUUCUGUUGCGGUGUAAGUUCUUGCACUUUUUGGAAUUUCAAUGGCUUUACCACGAGCUCAUUUUUCAAUAUUUGCCAAAUGGAAUAUUGCGAUAUGUUCAGUUCACGAGCCAUUUUUCGGCCACUGCGACGCGGUUUUCGAUCUAGUCGCUUCCUUACUUUUCGAACCAUUUCUGCUGAUGUUGCUGUUUUCUUCCGUGCACUUCUUUGACGUCAGGCUACGCUACCAGUAUCAGGGUAACGAGCGAUGCUACGAGAUACAAAAGAUUUAUUCACAUUUAAAAGCUGGAGUGCCCUAACGAUAUCUACUUGUGGUUUUCCAGCCAAAUAUAAAGAAAUCACACUAUCACGCUUGAAUUCUAUCACGAAUGAGUUUUUUUUUUUUUUUUGAAAAUUCUCAGGAAAAUGCUUUUGUACGCUUGUAAGCAAUAUCAUGAGCUGUCACUGUAAUCAUUUUAACAGCUGUCGGACGAGUGGCUUAGAAAUGGCAGCAGUCUUCAGUUGGUUGCAAUUUUUUCAUCUCACCCUGUAUUUAUAAAUCUUUUACUUAUCGUCAUUCGCAAAAUGCUCAUACCGAAAUUAAUUUUCUUUUGAAAUUUGUUCAAUGUCGAUUGCGGGAAUUCGAUGUCAGCUUAAGUUGGUGGGUGUGGGAAAUUCCACUCGAAUGAACAUUUGAACAUUCUUGGUUUUUGAAAAUCCUAAAUUAUGUGCCAGAUAGGAGGCCCUAAUUUCUAGAGUCUUUGCAAUACACAAAAUAUUGUGUCGGAUUCCUUACAUUAGGAUCUUUAUUUGAAGCUAUGAACAAACAUAAAUCCAUGCACACACACAUCAAGCUAUUUUAUCAUAUUCGUUGUUUUUCCUCCUACAUUUUAGUAUGAUAUUUAAUUUGUUUUGAUUUGAAUGCUGUAGAUUUUUUUAUAUUACAAUUAAACAAAAGUCAAUAUAAUUUUAUUUAGUUAAAUCAUUUUUUUAAAUAAAUGCAAACAACUUCAUUUUUAGAGAAUUUCCUUUUAAAACAUAAGGAUUACAUUUUAAGUCCAUAAAAACUUCUAAGAUAAAUUUGCUAUAUUUUUUCUAUAAUAUUAAUAUUGUAAUUAAAAUGACUAUGAUGAUUUUGUUAGUCAAUCAAUUUUAAAUUAUUAUUAAAGCUACCGUUUAUUUUUCUAACCAAACAGAAAAUCUAUUUUAUUGUUAAAUUUGUUUGCCUAUCUACCAUUAUUAUUAUUAUUAUAAUUUCUUUCCUUCAUAUGGCAAUCUAUUAUUACAGUUAUUAAGUAAAUAUUGCAUAUAUAUUUAAUUUAAUUUUAUUUUGUAAAGCAUAACAAAUCAACAAAUGGUGGAUAUUUGGAUUUGUAUACUCUCUUGAUUCUUAUUAUCAUUAUUAUUAUUAUUUUUUAAAUUGUUAAAAUAUCUAUUUUGAAUUAUGUCAUAAAUAAAUCAUUAUGAUAACAUAACAAAAAA
Molecule: messenger RNA, 11808 nt
Organism: Musca domestica (house fly)
Lineage: Eukaryota; Metazoa; Arthropoda; Insecta; Diptera; Muscidae
Product: AF4/FMR2 family member lilli
Exons: 10
Coding region: 737-7366 (2209 amino acids)
Biological process (GO): regulation of gene expression
Cellular component (GO): super elongation complex; nucleus
Source: RefSeq, a predicted model, not a curated record